AGAGAAGCAGGGAGGAGAGAGCAGUGGGAGUGCUUCUAAAUAUACCAUCAACACGGCUGUCUCUCCAUGUCAUACACAGAGUCAGUGGGACUUGGUCGACCGACAGGCAUCUUGGUCUCCGUGAGAAUAAAAGACGAUCACCGGAACAUACGUCAGCAAAACCUGGCGUAGAAAAAUCGAACUCAUAAGAUAAAAGACGAUCACGUUUUAUUUUAGCGGCUAAAGGAAGUAACCUUGGCUGUGUUUUGGCGGUUUAUGGCUGCAGUGUUCUGAAGGAUGCAUAGCGUGAAUAUAAACGUUUAUAUCUUUCCUGCAUUGCCGUUAUUGCAUUCUUACUUAUGUUAAUUGUUUAAAAAUAUACAACGCAGAUUUCGGGUGUUAAUUUACGCUAUUGUCGUACUUUUGUCUAUAAUAUGAAAACGUGUGCUCGUGUUGUGUGUAUCAUUAGUGUGUUUGAGAAGAUUUGAUUGCAGUUUAUAAAGUAAUUAAGUACGAUAUUCAGAUAAGAACUCGCCUUGCUAGCUGGUAAAUAUUACACCAUGAGAAUUCAACGUACUGGAGGACCUCUCUUCCGGGACUAAAUUAUACCAGCUGAAAAUCGAUGGCCUAUUUAUUAUUUAACUAAGUGCGGAUUAUACGAAGUACAUCAAGAAUAUCGCUCUCUGUUUACAAAUUGAUUAAUUGAACGGAACUGUACUGGUGUGCUGAAAUUCUGUCAUCAUGGUGUUUCCAUUUCUGGCUUCGUUCUGCUUUGCGUUUUUGGUUCCCAUCUUCUGCUCUGAAACAGCUUCCUUCUACGGGGCGAGCUACAUCUCUGUGCCCCUACAAGAUGCAAAGAGCACGACGGAGCUGCAGUUCAAGUUCCGAACACGACGCGCAGACGCCAUGUUGUUUUUGGCAGCCGGACGGACCGACUAUUGUCUGGUGCGGCUGGAGUCAGGUAGACUGAAGGUCCAUAUCAACGUGGGUGCUGGAGAGACGGAGAUCUCAUCUCCCAAGGGGCUGCGUCUGGACGACCUCAGUUGGCACAAAGUCUCUGUCUCCAGGCGGGAGGCCGCCAUCACCUUGCAGGUUGAUGUCAUACACGUCGUCAAGGAGCAGCUACCAGGACGCUUCUUCGAGCUGAACAUCCAUUACGGCCUGUUCCUAGGAGGCCAAGGCGACUUCUCCGAACUCUUCCUCGGCCACUUGGACACUCUACGUGGCUGUCUGUCAGACGUCCGUUACAACGGGUUUAACGUUCUGUCGCGGGCCCGGGAACGUCAGGGUCAGGUUGACGUGCAAGGCAUCACGUGGACCUGCGCACCCGAGUUCGAUGCCACCGUUGAUCGGCACAUCAGCUUCGUGGAGGACGGGGCAUUCAUGGCCUUUCCCAACGGCAUAACGCGCACUGGAGCCAGGUGGCAGUUUGAACUGAAGACCACGUCCCGACGUGGCGUCCUCCUUUACAACACGGGCUUAACGUCACGAUCCGACUUUGUGGGUGUGGAGCUGGUAGAUGGCCACUUACGCCUGCUGCUGAACAAGGGUAAUGGAGUGCUUGAGCUGCGCAGCCAGUGGGCUGUGACAGACGGAAAGUGGCAUGAUGUGGUGGUGCAGUUUAACCCCACAUUCAUGGAGAUCAGUGUGGAUGGAGUGCCUGUCAGCCAAAGACUGCCGCAAGGGGGCAGCCGCUACCUUGACCUCGCAGAGACUGUAUUUGUAGGUGGGAUCGAACUGAACAAGAGAUCACGAGCCCUGGGGCAGGGACUACUCACAGCUGACACCAGCUUCAAGGGUUGCUUACAGAGCAUGAUGGUGGAGAAGCGCCGUAUAGGGAUUCCUGAUGCUCGAGUGACGCAGGGCAUCCUGCCAGAUUGUGUGUGGGAAUAUCCCUGUGUACAGGAGCCCUGUGUCCCUGGGUCUCAGUGCCUGCAGCAGGGCGUUGACUCGUUCCGCUGUGAGUGUGACCAACUUCUGUGUGUCAAGCCUGACUACCCGGAUAGCUAUAAGGUGUUCUCAAAACCUACACUGGUGAUGGAUCUAGAGAUUUUGGUGCUGACACCGCUCCAAGUGGCAGAGGGAGACAACACACUGAUCACUACAACCAACAUUGAUGUAGUGCUUGAUUAUGCUAAGUUUGGGGUUCGAGAUUCUGGGGUACUGCUCCAUGUGGUUGAUCACCCACGCCAUGGGAAACUCUCUGUGGAUGUGUGGGAUACGUCGGCCACCAGGCUCAUGUUCACAAUGCUGGACCUGGCCAAAGACAAGGUACGCUAUCUUCAUGAUGGUUCUGAGAAUCACCAGGACAGCAUUGUAUUAGAGCUUGAAUUGGCCCCAGGACCAGGGUUUGUGCUGCCAAACUAUCUCCAGGGACAUCACCGCUUUGUACUGCAUGUUAACAUCACACCAGUCAAUGAUCCUCCUUCCCUGACCCUACCUCCAGGGACCGUCCUCAGACUAGCCCAGGGGACACGUAAGACAUUGACUGCAGAGAUUCUGAGGGCUGAGGACCCUGAUAGUCCGGGUGCUGACCUAGUGUAUACAGUGCUCAGCCAGGGAGAUGCAAAGGAGAAAGGAUAUGUGGAGCGUAUCCAAAGCCCUGGAACCCGCGUGGACACAUUCACGCAACAGGAAGUGGAUCAGGGGCUCAUCGCUUAUGUGCAUCGUGGCGGGGAACCUGGGUCCAACACUCGACUGGCUCUACAGGUCUCUGAUGGGAUUGAGACGAGUCCAGCUGCCUUCCUACGCAUAUCAGCAUUCCCUCUGCAACUGCGGCUUGUGAACAACACAGGACUGGUGCUAAUCCACCGAGCAGCAACCCACAUCAGUGCUGCCAACCUCACAUUCACAUCUAAUGCUGAGGACGAUGAUUUAGAUGUGCGGUAUGAGCUUGUAAAGCCUCCUCAAUUUGGGGUAGUGCAGCGUCUGAGAGGUGGAGCCACUGAUUUGCAGUGGCAAGCUGUAGAACACUUCACAAGCCAUCAGCUGGCAAGAGAUCAGAUUCGGUACUUGCACACUUCAGGGGAACCCACACAUGAUAACUUCAAGUUCAAGGUGUCUGUGAUGGAGGUGCGGAAUCCCACUGUGUACGACUUCAGAAUCACAUUCACGGAGCUCCACCUGGUGCCAAUCCACACGCACAGCUUGCAGCUAAAUGGAUCUCGUGAGGCCCUUGUCACUGAUAAGCAGCUUCUGUAUCAGACACAACCACUCCCGACAGACAGCACCAAAAUCGUGUUCCAGGUGCUGCGCCCCCCACGGUAUGGCACACUUCACUCCAGCUCUUCCAUGAAGCACCAUCGACUGCAAAGUGGGGACACCUUCACUCAACAGGAUUUGGACUCUGCGCGCCUGCGCUACAGACUGCACCGCAAGGCAUACUCUCACGUGCAUGAUGACGUCACAUUCCGAGUGUCCGCCCCAGAAUGUGUGCCUAUAUCUGGAGCGCUCGAACUCCUCCACAUUCCAUCUGGAGAGACUCGCAACGAGGUGCGGGCCACACUUGAGAGACUCCAGGUGGUGGAGGGAGGGCGGCAGCCAGUUCUGCGCACACACCUGGAUCUGACCACCAAUGGAAUCACAGAACUGAUGUACAAUGUAAGCCACGGUCCUCACCAUGGACGCUUGGAUGUGAUGGAUGUAGGACUUGUCACCAUACUGCGCAGGAACACAGCCUACUUCUCAUCACGUGAGCUCAUGACAGAGCGUGUGUUUUAUGUCCAUGAUGACUCAGAGACCAAACGUGAUUCUUUCCACUUUGUAGCACUGUCAUCAGAAGAAGAAGACUUCCAGUAUGUGGGCGUUUUUCACGUGGACAUACUCCUCAAGAAUGACAACACUCCGGUUCGCGCUGUGGAUAAGGUGUUCCAGAUUGUGACGGGUGGGGAGCGUCUGUUGACAGGGCGUGAUCUGCGCUACUCUGAUGCUGAUAUUGACACGCAGCCCAAGGACAUCAUUUAUACCCGUCGGGGGAUUCCCAAUGGCGGCAUCUAUCAGGCCUCUGAUCCCACAGUGCCCAUGUUCGAGUUCACACAGGAUGACCUGGACAACUUCCGUGUCCUGUUCCGUCAUGAGGGUGAUGAGUAUGGAAAAGUUGGGCUGUGGAUCACUGAUGGACAGUUCUAUGCUAAUGGAGUACUGGAAGUUCGUGCUUCAGGCCCUUUCGUGGCAGUGGCAAACAAUACUGGUCUCGUGGUGCAACGGGGUGGUGUGGGUGUUAUCAGUGCUGUCAACCUCAGUGCAGAAACAAACCUGAACCUAUGGGGACAGCAGCUGGAGUUUGAGGUGACAGAGAAUCCACACCACGGCCACCUGCAACUGCAGCAUGAAGCAUCCCGCUUCACACAGCAGGACCUGGAGAAUGGUCACCUUGCGUAUCAUCAUGACAAUGGCACAGCUGUUAAUGACCACUUCAGGUUCCGUGUUGAUGCUGGAGGAACAACAGCCGAGGGAAUGUUUAGUUUCCGAGUGUUUCCAGCCUGGUACUGGGAACCUCUCAUUGUUGCCAACAAUCGGACACUGCAUGUGGAAGAAUCAACAAGUGUAUUAGUGAACAUAAUGAACAUUCUGGUUCCUAAUAGCAAGGAAUUUCCUGCUGUGGCAGGAAUGAAGAAAAGGACAGCAGUUAAUGAAACAGUAUUGACACAUUCGCAGGUGAUGCAUCCAUACAUCCCUGCAUCUGACAUCACGUACUUGCUGGUAGAACCGCCACUUUAUGGCUACCUGGAAGUGUUGUCCAGCCAGGUGGAAGCAGAAGAUGAUGUUGGUGAGGUGGAGGAGUCUCGCCCAGCUCCUGUAACUCUUUUUGACCAAUCAUUGAUUGAUGAUAAACGUGUUCAUUACAUCCAGGCAACAGCUAACCGGACGAGGGAUAUGUUUGUCGUGGAUGUUACAAAUGGUAUCUCUUGGCUUCGAGGCCUGGUGGUCCAGUUUCUCAUUGUGCCUGAGUGGCUGUAUAUCUCUGGUGGAGAGCUACGUGUCAUGGAAGGUGAUGCCGUCACUUUGCCUGAGUCCAUGCUAGCAGUCCUCACUGAGUAUUACCGUGGGAGAGUAACAGAGUACCAUGUUAUUGAGCUACCCAGUGCCGGAUCUAUCCAGUCGCUAAGGGAGCCCAGGAUCCCGCUUCACAAGUUCUCCGUCUCGCAGCUCAAAGCAGGGCUCAUACAGUACCGGCACGAUGGCAGUGAGACCCUGGGAGACCAGUUCACGGUGCACGGUAUCGCUGGUGACAAGGAGAGUGUCCCAGCGGUAGUGAGGGUUCUUGUCUCUCCUGUAAAUGACGAACCACCGCACAUUGCAAACAACACUGGGCUCGUGCUUUGGGAGGGUUCAGCUGCUGUCAUCACAUCCACACACCUUGCUGCUGUGGAUAUGGACACUGGGCCCAGUAACCUGACCUUUACUGUCAGCUCCCCAAAGAAGGGUCAUGUGGCACUGGCAUCUGCACCUAGUGUACCUGUCAGACACUUCAGGCAGGUGCAGAUCAACAGUCGACAGGUUCUCGAAGGUGUCACAGGGGGAGAAGGCGGUGGCUUCGACUUGACAGUGAGCGAUGGUGUCAAAACAACCGGUGUGCUGAGUUUCAGCAUCACAGCCCGUAAGGUAACCUUGCAUCUUAUAGCACCAGGCUCCUCACAUCUUCACGUGUUCCCUCUGCAUCGCCAGACUCUCACACCCACCCAGCUGUUUGCUCUCGCCUCGGACACACGGCGGCUCGUGUCUUACAUAGUCAAGAGCCCACCUGCUCUUGGCCGCCUGAUGAUGGAGUCGGUACCACCAGGAAACCCACACCCUGCUACAAACUUCACUCAGCGUGACAUCAACAGCAGCAGAAUAUUCUAUGAGCACACACAUCCUUUCUUUGGGCUGUCAACCAAUGACUCCUUCACCUUUGAUGUGAGGGCUGACUUUGCAGAGCCCCUGCUGGACCAGGAACUGCACAUAGACAUUUCAGUGUCAUCGGGUGGGCUGGACCAGUUUCUGGAUGUUCUGCCCCUCAUUGUGGAAGAGGGUGGUAUGGCAGUGUUGCAGCUCAACACGUCGGGAGUGAUGGCAUUUCUAGAGGCACAUGCUGACCUGGAGACAGCCCCUGCCAUCCUGGUGCAGCUGUUAGCUAGCCCUCAGCACGGGGAGCUGAAGAUGUUGGAUGAAGGCAAUGUGACCACAUUCACGCAGCAGCAGCUGGACAUGGGCGCGGUGACCUAUCACCAUGACCAUUCUGACACUCUUCUUGAUGACCUCCACCUGUCGCUGCUGCUGGAGCCAGGUGAUGUGUUGCUGUGCAAUGUCACAGUGCCAGUCCAUGUCCAGCCUGUGAAUGAUGGGCCCUUCUCGCUGUCGACAGCUGCCCCACACAUUUCUGUAGUUCAGGGCCAGACUGUUGUCAUCACACGUGAGAACCUCCUCACUGAGGACCCUGACACAUCUCCGGAGGGACUCAUCUAUGAAAUAAUCAGUGGUCCUAGUCAGGGACGCCUGCUGUUCAGAAAUGAGACAACGAAUAAUGUGACGUCAGUGGUGAGGUUCAGUCAGGCAGACAUCGAUGGUGGCUGUGUACUAUAUCAGCACUAUGGGCCCCUGCAGCCCUCUACUUUCUACUUCAGGGUGUGGGAUGGGCAGUUUAAUCCAGCAUACAGUCUGUUUAAUAUUCAUGUUUUACCCCUGACACUGAAUGUGACUGUUGGUGCCCCAGUCAUGUUGCAACAGGGGUCCAGUGUAGCCCUCAUCACUGCAGACAAUCUGCUGGCCAUUACAAAUGCUAGGAGGGAGGAGGUGAGCUACAAUGUGACACGUGCACCAAGACAUGGGAUGGUGUAUCUGCAUGAUGUGGCGACACGUCAGUUUGGACAGCUUGAUGUGGACAAGAAACGAGUCAUGUAUGUGCAGACAGACAUGACCACAGCAAGUGACUCCAUGGAACUAUUGGCCUGGCUCCCAGACAGUGACACUCUUAUACCUGGCCUUGAUCUCAAUGUCAGCGUUGAGCCACUACUGCGAAUGGGAAAUUUCUCACCCAUUGCUGGGAUGAGAAACAAGAUCACCCUCGAUGUGCUAGAUGCAACUCCAUUGGCGAAACUGACUGGCAGUAACCCUGGGUACCAGGUGUUGCAUCGACCACGCUAUGGCCGUAUUAAGAAGAUCAUCCGUAGCUCUGGGGACCGCCGCAAUGCAAGGGAGCGUGAAGUGACUCACUUCACUCAUGAAGAGGUGAAGAGUGGAGUGAUCUACUAUGUGGCCCGACGACUGUCCGACCUCAUAGCUCAUAAUGACAGCUUCCCGUUCCUGCUUGCUGUCUCCAUCUUUCAACCUGCUCAUGGAGAAUUGCGGUUUAUCAUCCGUCCAGAACAUGGAGAGGAGCUGACUGCUACCCCCACUGCCUCACUGCCUCCUAUCCUGUCAGGACCCAAAGACCCUGUGGGUCGUGAGGGAGGAUUCAUUGUUGCAAGCCCCAACAUGAGUAGUGAUUAUAUUCUCAUUGUCAGCAUGGUGCUGGGGGUGAUAUUGUUGGCAGUGUUGGUCAUUGUUGUUGUCAAGUGCCGCUCAAUGCAAGUAGGGCGUGAAGACACAAGGAACUGCAAGUCAGACCUUACAGCAGUCCCCCCAGUACCCUUACCCCGGCCACCAGAUGUCCUCCAACCGACAUCACCUCACCCAAAACGCUUUACAUCAAAUGGAUCAUCUCCAACACCAGGAAACACAUCGCUUCCUGCCCCAGCAUCUGUCCUCCAGUGCAAAGUGAUUCCUAUAGAGCCUGUGGACUCGGUGGCCAGUUCCGAGCCGGACCUCAACUCAAGGUAUCCUUAUGGAGUGUCGGAUGAGCCCACAGAGGACUGGAGCAGCUAUGAUACUUCAGAGCUUGGAUAUCCACACAGGACUGCCAACCCAAUGUUACGUAGAAAUCAAUACUGGGUCUGAGACAGAGCAUUAGAGCAGUUCCAUACUGCUCGACCCAUGAACCUUUACAUUAUCAGGGCUGUCCAUGACCUACGCAUAUGAAACAUGGAAGUGGCAAUUAUGGCCUUGUGAACUGACCAAUGAUAAAUAGUUUUGGGGGUAAAUCAACAUGUUGACCUCUUGGGAUUCUGGUAGAUGGCAGCACAUGGGUGCUGAGCUUGAAGCAACAAAUUAAACCUAGCACAAUUUCCUGGAUGUACCAGAUGACACAAUUAUGAAUUGGGAAUAUUGUGGAUUAAAGUAGCAGUGACAAAUUUUAAAGUAUUCUCUCAGCAUUUUGCUGCAGACACUGAGAAAAACGGCCAAGAAACCUCUGUCAGGAAACAUGGUGUCAAGGUAGAUUUGGAACAGGGAUCCCCAUAAUAUUAGGCAGGGUUGGUGAGCUCUAUGCCACGAUGUCCAUUGGUCCAGAACCCUCAUGCGGGUUCACUUCAUGUUCUCAGUUCAUUCAACAGGCAUUUAUGUGCUUCAUGAGUUACUGAGUAUUGAAGGAAGGGAUGGGAAAUAUGCAGAAAGAAGCAGAUACGGCCUGCAGUAAAGUAACACCUCAGUAAUAAACUGAGGAAAACUGCAAGACACCUGACAUCCAGGCAGAGAUCUGAAUGCAUGACCUCCCACUUACAAAGUAGGAGUAUGAACCACAAUAGAGUAAUGAUCAGUCCUCAAAAGUCCAAGUGUGGGUUUUGUUUUGUUUUGUUUUGUUUAUUUGUUCAUUUAAUAAGACUAUGUCAAAAAUAUUCAAGCUGAAAUCAUUCAGUCAGUAUAGUGACUUGGCUAUGGGAUGGAUGACUGAGGUAUUGACAGGGUUUAAAGGUGAGAGUCUUCUCUACAACACCCUCAUCGGUUUUGGGGCCCGCCCAUCCAUCCUCCUAUCCAGUGGGUAUUACGGGCUCUUUUCUGAGUGUAAAGCAACCAGGGUGAGUAUCUGACCACUCACCUCUUUCUAGUGCCAAGGGUAAAUAUACAAGUAGUUAGACCUCCACUCCCCCAUAUGUCUUCACAGGAUGGUACUUAAUUAAGCACAGGGACAAAUUUACAUUUACCUUAUGCCAGGAACAUGAAUUCAGUGACAUGAUAGUUUGGGUGGGGCAUUGUCUAGCCUACAUACCAUAAAAUUUUCUUUUCAUAGUCAGGCUGUCAACUCCACUGAACUGUACUCAAUAAUUCUGAUGACUCAGUUCCUGAAUUUAGUUCCUUCGGUCCCACGCUCAUAUCCUGACAGGCUGGUGUCUCGAAUCUCAACUGUCUCUCAAUUGUCAUCUCUUCCCAAUCAUCUUCAAUUGCCGUCUCAAGAGACUCCCUAAGUUCUAAUUAUGUUGGUCUAGGAUCCUUGUUAUGUAGCCUUGGAUUCACCCCCACAGAAAACACCUUUUCCUAACAAUUCCUCUGUUGUUAUAGGGGUGUGUUUACCUGACUGUUGCAUAGAAAUAGUAGUUCUUCUACUGUUGUGUGUAUGUUCAUUUCCUCAGGAACCUGUUUAUUGAGCCAUUGCCUAGCAAUGAAUGUCUACUCUGGCUUCACUAUUCCGGCUUUCAGGCGGCAUAUCACAAUACUGUGACAUUACUUUUGCAAAAUUAUCCUGCAGACUGAAUACCUAUGUUUGAUACAGCAUUGUUCCAAAAGCAACACCACAGCUAAAUGAUUGUGUUCUCUUUUGAUUAGGUGACUGAAUGAUCAUAUCUCAUUUAGAUCUCUAAAUGAUAUAAGGUAAAGAUUAUUUCUUGUAACACUGCUAUCUGUGCUUAUCAGAAUUCACUGUCACAUGCUUUUCACCUUGUCAGCUGAAGAUGCCUGAUCAGCCAAAAUGUAUGUCAUUCAAUUUAUAAAGAAAUUUUUGUUGUGAGAGCAGAUAGUCAGUUACAAGAAAUUAUCUUGAUAAUACAUACCACAUAUUUAUGGUUGUAACCCCUUCUGACACCAAAAUGUCUUGUGUCUAGGGUUCCGUGACUAAUAGUAACAGGUUCCGGAUUGGAUGAUUGGAUUUAUUGAUGCCUUCCAUUACAAUCAGUCAUAACAGCUCACAAUCAAUGACUGUCUGAGUCUUGCUCCAUUCCCUAUGGGACCACAAGUGUAUCCUCUUCCUCUGUGACUGACUUGGUUCUGAUUUACGAGUCACUCACUUCCAGUUCCAUUAUCCACUGAUUAACACUCCACAGCUGAACACUCAACUAUUGAACUGCCUUCUGAAUUCUCUUACAAAUGAUGAAUGCUGGCCCACAUGCAAAUGACUCUUCAGUAUGCUCAACUCACAAGUCACUUACUUCAGGAGAAGUGAAUAGAGAUCACCACCAAAAACAGUUCCUCUAUCACUGUGUUCCUAUUAGUUAUCAUGGGAACGUGUGUUAGUUUCAUAACCAUGUUCUGAUUUCUACAAGUUUAUCGGUUGCUGUGGAUACAUAUUUUAUUGAGCCGUUGUCUAGCAAUGGACAUGUCUGCAGUGCUCAUUGAAUGCACUCUUCCAGCGUCAAGGCAUCAUGUCACGGUUAGGUAAAAUUGCUUGUGUUCCUAAGUACAAAGCCAAAAAGUGGUAUAAAGCAAACGUGUAUCUAAAAUUCUAUGCAUUCAUAAUCUCUGCACUGGAUGGAGAUGAAGGUUGGAAGAGGACUGUGUACCCAUUAUACAGGGCCAAACUAAGGAAUUAGUACUAAAUGGUCAUAUGUAGCCAUGAAAUUGAAGGAGAAAGUAACUGACACACAUUGGAAAUAGUGAAGCACUCUUGCUUCAAGUUUUGCACAAUCCCCAUAAGAAAGCUAUGAUGCAUGAAGCCUGUGGCAUCACUAAAAAUGAUGAAUUAUCAUUGAAAGAGAAAUUACCAAGCUGUCUUAAAGAAAAAAAUAAAUAAAACGUCAACAAUAAACACUGCAUAUUGUGUGUGUUGCGUUUAUUAUGUGAGAAAGGAAAUCACAUUCUCUGUGAGUACUUAACAAUUCAAGGAUCAUAUAAUUUAUAGUUGAAGGAAAUGUGGUAUAAGAGCUUGUUCAUGGCCUGAAGAUCAAAGUGUUUUUUCAUCACAGAAUCAUUUUCACAUUGCCGGACAUCAGUUCUGCCACUGCAGAAGAUGCAUUAAGACUUUAGGGCAGAAGAAUAUUCUGAAUGAUUCUGCAGGUUAUACCAGUUCCAUGAUGGAAAGAAAUGUCCAGGUUUGGGAAUAAUACUUUCUGUUGUCCAAAAGUGGUGCUAUUUGUAAACUGUCAUCCAGUAUAUCAAUCAUUUGUAUCAGGAAUAUUCUGUAACACAACAACAGCUUGUGAAGUAAUGCUGGGAUACUCUGUUUCCAAUUUUUAAGGGAAACAGUAAAAUUACUUUAUUAACCUAGAUGAUUACAUAAACUUUAUAUUAUAUCAGUUGAAGAAUAUUUACAGCCAGAGACCUGUAAUAGUCAUUGACCUCUUAACCCUUUCCAUGAUUUUUGUUAGAAAUAUAUCCCUUUGUUUCAAAAUACUGCCUUCUGGGAUGUGAUACUGUGUAUUGUUUAUAGUUUAUGUAAGAUGAUGUCACUGAUUCAAACUAUAUAGCAUAAAAUGGGCAUAUGUCAAUAAAUAAUGAAUUUGAAGUCAUGGGGAAGGAAACCAUCAUGGCCAGCUUUAAGGGUAUGAAUCUGGAAUUUGGCUGGAGAGACUGAGGGAAACCAAGAAAACAUCACUUAGGAUAAUCUGUAUCCUGACUAGUACUGGGCACCUCCAAAAUACAAGUCAGGAGUGUAACUACUUGAGAUGAGUAGCUUGGUGACACCAUGAAAAGUUACAAGUUUUUGGAGGAAGUGGCUGCAUCCCUCUUCAGACCUGUACAUUGAACCUGAAGGUAGCAUGUAGCUCAGGAAUAACUGAAUUUUGUAGAGAUUGUGUGGUACCACAUCCCAGAAGAAGUGGCCUCUUUACUUUCUAUUGCUGAAAAUGCCACACAUAGUUUGCUUUAAUUGCUAAAAUAUGGUGGUAUAUAUUUCCUAUAUGCAUCAUCAUAAACAAUAAAUCCAGACCAGACAGGACAAUUCUUCUGAGAGAGACAUCUCACGCAUAGCAUGGAAAGUGUUAAAGUCCUUACAGAUUAUUUGUAUUAUAUUAAAUUCAAUUAUAAAUGUGUACCUUUUGCUGGUCUCAGUGUGAAAUCUCACCAAGGCUCAGUUGGCAUUCUUGAGCCUUGACUUCAUUUCACAUUAAGUCUGUGGGGCUGUUCUGAGUGGUGCAGAUGUCCAUAGGACAAUAUUUCAGCUAAAAUACCUAAGAAAUCAAAAUGUAAAAGAGUCCUUCUAAGUGAAAUUGAAGUAAUUCCAACUUGUUCAACUGUGUUUCAUGUUUAUUGAUAAAAAAAAUUUAAUUGGGAUGUGACACUGUGUAGUCUGGUAUAAGAUUACUGUUUCAGAGGAAGCUGCUGUCUCUCUCUUCGAGGUUGAACAGUAAGCCAAGUGUGUAACAUAGCAGUUAGCAGAGUUCUCUGCUUUGUGAUUUAUCUGUGUUUUGUUGCAUGAUGAUGACAGUACAUAGGCUAUACAGCUUCAACUAAUAGGGUAACUGCUGGAUAAUGAAUUGGAAAACAUUUGGAAGGAGGUGAUUGUGACCUCAGAAAAGUCCUAUCCUGGUAUUUCCUUGUGUGGACUAAGGAAAAUUACGGAUAUCCUCAAUCAGUAUAGCUCAUGACCCAGCCAAAGUCUUAACUGGCCAUCUCCUGAAUACAAGUCUGGAACAUUAAAACUAUAUCAACCUGCUUGCUCAGUCUGCUGCUUGCAUGUUUCACCUAAUCUUCGACCUCGAAGGUGGAAGUAAUAGUGUUCCAAAACAUAGAUUAACUCCUAUCAGACUACAUGUCAUCACAUACCAGAAAACAUUAAUCUUCAUAGUCACUGCCAUAAGAACAUCAAUCAAGCAAUGAGAAAACUGACAAGUACAUUAUUGCAAUUUUCUGUCAGGCCAAGACCUCAUUUAAAAGAUCAGUGUUCAGAGAACUGGUUAGAGAAGUGAUUAAUAUUUUGUUUAAUGAUUCAUUGUUUGAAUGUGAAAUCCUGUAAUUGUGGUAGUCGUGAACAUGGGAUCUAUUACCUGAACAUUAAGAAUGUGAACUCUUAAUUUACAGAGCAUAAGAUACGUGCUAUGUUUGGCUGAUCAGAGAAGAGAGGUUGCACUAUUUCUGAAUACACAGAACUUACAAUGUGUUUGUCUCUUCCAGGUAUUAUGUGUUCUGUAUUAAGUUCAGCCAUUAGCUGCACAUAGUGUGAAAUAGUGUGUUCAAUGAUGAUCACAUCAAUCAAGGUGGUAACCAGUGUACGUAGGAAGAAAUUAACUGGAUUUAUUUUGAGUAGCUGUUGCUAGUUGAAUAAUGCUGGAAAUAAAAUUCUAAAUUACUGGUAAUAAGUCAUAUUUGAAAAUAUUAGGCUGACAGGCAUUUCAAGCAUCACAUUUCACCCUGAGGAUAGAGACAGUGUUCUUCCAAUAUGUCAGUACUGCCCACAAGACUACACAGUAUCACAGCCCCGGAGAUCACAUUGUGAAUUUCGAGGAUUGGCACAACUGCAGGAGUAUGAAGAGGCUGGUUUCUUUUGAUUCUUGAUGUGUGUCUGUGUUUCUGAUGAAAAAAGUAAUUGAAGAGUUUCAGAAUAUUUUACAUUUUUAAGGUAAUUGAAACAAAAAUCAGGGGAAUACAAUUGGUAAGGCAUAAAUCAGAGGUGGACCAUUAUGUAUCAGCUGAAGUAUACCAAAGCAUGUCCAUAAUUUUAAUUAACCUCAGUCUUCAAUUCACUGACCAGUGGAUUGAAGGGGAGACAAUGUAUCCAAAGCAUCUGAGCGGAUAGACCUUAAAAAUGCCUGACAUGUAGUCUGGGCUACAUUAUCAUGGUAUAUAAAUGUAAUUCCACCAGUUUUAUUGUGUGCUGAUAUGUACUUAGUGCUGUAACUCAGAGUAAGUAGAUAACCUCUUCACAAAUAGAAUUUUCCAUGGAGGAGAAGGGAAUAAGGCUGUGGGGUCUGGGUCAAAUCAUUUUCAUAUAUAAAUGAAGCUUUACAAUUAAUUCAGUAAAAUAAUUCAGUAAACGAUCAUUACAGUACAUAGUGAAUGCAGAAAACUAGAAACAUACCAAAUUUUGGUAAUGAAAUCUUCACUGAGAAGAUAGUUUUAAAUAGAGCUAAGGUCUAUAACCACACACAUUAUGAAAAAGAAAAAUUUGUAUUGUAUAACUGGAGAUUAAAUCAAGGACAAUGGAUGUGUUGCACAGAUGGGAGAAAUGCAUACAUACAUUUGGUCAGAAAACUGAAGAGAACAGGUCAUUUGGGAGACACAGGCAUAGAUUGGAGAAUAAUAUUAAAAUGGAUCACAGAGAAAUAAGAUGUCUACUCCUAUACUGCAUUGACCUGGCUCAGAAGUUAAUUAUUUACAACCUGAAGCUUAUAAAUUCCAAAACCGUACAGUCAAAUUACAAUUCUUACCUUCUUUUUAACAUAAUGUGAAAUCCUAUUACAAUAAAAUAAGGAUCUGAAAUAUAAACUUGCUUCAUGACAGUUACAUUCUCACCAAAUGAUAAUGAUCUUAAGGAAGUUAUGGGCUUGCUCUGAAUGUCAGCAUAUGUGGUAGAGCCACCUAGUUUUGCCCUUAGAAACAUUGAAUAGAGAAACUAACCUCUGGGUAGUUAGAAUACUAAUUGACCUAACCUAUCCAAAAUAAGGCUGAUAGCAAGGCAGUGACAUGUUAAUGUUGUAUAAACAGAUGUUCUGACUCUGCUUCAGUGGUUCUCAAAUGCAAGCAGCCAUAAUGAUUUCUUAGUUUCUGUUUCCGAUAUUUUAUUAAACAGAAUAAAUAUGACAAAAGAGAAGGCAAGUAAACACAUAUGUUAGAAUAAGAAACAUCUGUAUUGUGCAUAAGUGAAUAUAUUUUAUUUUACACUUUGUAUUACACAGUAGCUGGUCUAUUAUAAGCCUGACAAUCAUUUCCUUAUAAGAAUGGUGAUCCUGUUUUCAGUUAAUAUAAUGAUUGUGGUGAUGAAGACAGAAUAUACAAUGAGAGGGAAUUAAUUCAAUGGCUAGCAUAAAUAAAGGGUUACCAGUCUUGAAGUUUGUAUAUUACAAGAAGGAAUAAUGCUAUUAAUAUUGUAUACUAAUAACCUGACUGCCAUCUGUGGGCUGAUUGUCUAGAGAAUAUGGGCACCUCAAUGUCUUACAACCCUGUGGGCCUCCACAACCUGUUACAAGGAUAGCUUUACCUUUUUACUAAUGACUUACGUGAAGUAUCACAGGAAAAUAAUCCACUGAACUGUACUGGAAACUGUGGUGUUAAGAAGCUAAUUGACACUUGACUAUCAGAGUUCCGAACAUAACUCUCCCAUAAAGCAGGAACUGUUUCUGGAAUUUUAUAUCUGACAGAUUAAAUUGUUGUACUAUUAAUAAUUUUCAGUUUUAAUUACUGGUAUUUCAAUCAUCCCCAACUAGUACCAAGGUCAAGAAUACAUGCAUUUAUACAUCUGGUCCCCCAUAGAUCUUCAUGGUGUAGUGCAUAAUUAGGUAAACACAAUGACAAGUUUUACCAUAUUUUAAUUAGUGUUAAUUGAUCACUUCCAUGCAUUUUACAAAUUUUUCUCCAACUUAAACUAACAUUUUUGUUCACAUAAAUUGAUUCAUAGAAUAUUUUACAAACUUUCAUGAAACGUGUGUGUUCACAGAAUAUCAGUUAGUACUUACUGCACAGAGCUUUAUGUUCAUUACAAGAAUACAGGCUUACAUUAUGAUUCUUGUGAGAAGAAAUAUUAGCCUCUCACAAUUCACUAUUUACUGCUCAUGAAAUACAACAGUAAAAUAUAGGACUAUAACUAAAAGUGUAACCUCUCCUCCUUUUGAAGUGAUACCAAUUUUAUAAGGAAACUAGUGAACUUGCUUAUGUCACUGAAUGUUAUAGUUUGUCACAGUUGUGAGACCAUUCUGGCCCACCCAACAUAAUCUCACACACCUGAUGGAAAUAGUGCAUCUGAAAAUAACUUGAUGAGCUUCAUGAGAAGGAAGAGAUGGUAAUAUUUCAUACAAAUAACUGUACACAUUAUUCAACUCUAGAUUCUUUGAGACCACUUAUAUAGUACCUCAUUUGAGUUCUGGGUCCUUCAUAACUCUUAGUGAGAAAAUCCAGUACAGACUUAAAUAGAAGUAUGUUUUUGGUAGUGUUGUGUAUUGGUAGAACCUGUUUUGGAUGAGGGUGACUGGAUUCCGAUUUACUGUGUUUACCUGAAAAUUUCCUCUUUAUUUCAAAAUGCUAUGUGAAAUUUAAAUUUAUCAAAUGAAUAUGAUGUAUGUAUUUGAGAACCACUGGCUCUGUUACAUUCUGAUGUUGGGUACAUACACAGGUUAGACUGAUGUCUCACGCAUGCUGAUAUACUUGACAAAGAUCAUCAAAAGAACUUGUAGGUACCAAGAGAUCACUGUUGUUACUAAUUGCUUUUGAGGUUAUUGGUCUGCUGCAGAUGUAACCUGUUGUAACACUUCAACUGCCAAAUUCUUCCAUACAUCAAGGUUGCUUGGGGGUAAAUGCAGUUACACAGGUUUCCCACUACAUUGGUAGCUGUCUACCAGACUACACCAUAUCACACCCCAGAAGACAGUAAUCACAAUGCUCAGUUCUUAAUUCAGAACAAAUCAGUUCAAACCCUGACAAGAGCACUGACUUUCCUGGCUGGGAUAUCUCAUGAUUUUCCUCCGUUCUUCCACACACAUAGUCUGGGACAGAACUCUGAAGUGCAUCAAUAUCAUCAGCUUUCCCCAUUCUUUCCAGUUACUGCAAGUUAUCUUCUUAUCAUUUUAUUAAAUGCUGGGUAUCAUCUGCAGCUGACAUGAUAUCAUUAAAUAGCCCAUCAGUUAAGCAGAAUUAUGACUUAGGCUUCCAUAUGCUUUUUAAAUUAUAUGUCUUACUUUGUUUUGUGUGUUCAGAGAAAAGGAGUUUCCUUUGUAGCUUAUUUUAUGAUGCUGUCAGUAUCUAAACUCUGUAGUGUCAAAGGAAGGACGGUUCUGCUGUUUCCUAAGACAGUGGUCCCAAGCUUCUGGUCCAUAAAUUGCAAGACUAGUACUCUGAGAUAUAGACAGUUACCAAACAUUCUGCUUUCACUCUCAGAGCAGAAGAUGGUGUACACAGCAGUCUCCCCAGAACACUGGUAAUCCUCUGCCAGAUUACACAGCGUUAUGUCCCAGAAGACCACUGUUCUGAGGGCCUCAAAUUCCAUGGAACGUAGAAGUCCUAUCUUUUGGGAUCUGAUGCUAUGUAGUGAUGUUCCAGAGGAACAUAUCACCUCCAUCUUCAAGAUUGAACAGUAAGCCAAGUAAGAAACCCAAACAACCCUCAAGAUGGAUCCAAUACUCAUAUUUUCCUUCAAAAUAUCAAUUGAUUUUCACUGAACUGCAAAGCAUUGUAUCCUAGAAGACAGAACUCUUCAUACUCACCUCUGUGAAAACCUCAUAUCUCUGUACAUUACAAUUCACACUACAUUGUAAUCAUAUACAGUAUAACUUCAUUAUCACAUCUGAAAAGAUUUCCAUUAUACAGACAGUAACCUAUUUUUAUUUCAUUUUUAGGAACUAAAUAGCUUCUCUUAUACAUUAUUAAUUUUAGGAUUACUGUUUUAAAUGUAGUCAAUUGAGUACCCAGUUUUCAUGGAAAACUGGUUGGCCUGCCAUAAAAUCCUUAUAUGAGGUCACGGUGGGGGAAUGUAUUUAUAAUUGCUAAUAAUGUGUUUAUAAAUUAUUAAUUUGUUUAUCAGUUUACUCAUACAUUGUAUGUAUCCAACAUCAAUUAGAACUAUAUUUCAUCUAGUUGUAAGGAAGUCUCAAGGGUUUGUUAACCAUCACACCAUUACUUUCGUUGUAAUGUACAUUAGACAGUGAAUUUACGCAUUAAAGAUGUGUUGUCCACGUCCUCCCGAACUAUUGUACACAACUGACACAUGCACACAUAUGCACCCACAAAAAUACACACACACACGCACAUGACAUAACACUGAAAAACCUCCAGGUAAGAAUAUAUAUGUACAUAUAUUAAUGUCACUGUAGUUAAACUGUGUAUGGGUGUGAAAAAGUGGCAUAUUUUUUCAAGCUUCGGAGUGAAUUUUUAUGUAUAAUGAGACGGUAUGUUAUGAAGUAUGUGUAUGAAACAGAAAAUGAGUAACUUGUUUUUUUUUUUUUUUUUUUGUAGAACAGAAGUUGAAAGUUAUGUAAGGUUGGUUACACUGUUAAUUGAAGGGGUGCAUGAUCUUUGUUGGCCUAUGUCUCUGCUCCUGUUUUCCAGUUUUUAUGGUUCUGUGUGACUUCCUGCCAGUCCUGCAAGUUGUAAUAUUGUGUUUCAGCAUCCUGUUGCAUUGAUGUAUUUAUUUGUAUAACACAAUUGUAUUUCCUUCUCAGAUGCAACUUAUUAUCUUGUUCUAUUACUCCAUCACUACAUGUUCACAAGCAAUAUGUAAUUUAAAAAAAAAAAACAGGGAGUGAUUUUGGCAAGAUAGAUAUGCAUCUGAUGAUGGCUGUGUACAGCCGAAACACGUAAUGAUAGAGAAGUGAGACAAGACAGCAAGUUCCAUUUGAGACGGAUGUAUACAAAUAUCUACAAGCUAUAUUGUAACAUGUCUGAAAAGCACCUAGCAUUAACACAGUGCAUCUUAGAUUUCAUGUUUAUAAUGUCACCUUACAGUUAUGCAUAAUUUAUCAUUAUAAUGACCAGAAAUUGCUUUGCUGUCACUGUCUUGCUUUACUUUCAGUUUAUCUAGGAAAAUUACCUAAAUAAAAGUGUCACAUUUUUUCAAAAUUCUGUCACUAUGCAAUUGAUGACAGAAACUUAUAAGCAUAAGGCUAGGGUGACUUUGAGUGAUAUACUUUUGUCUCUAAAGUCAGUUGACAUGAGCGUGUAAUAUUUAUAUUUAUUGCUGAAUGGGAUAGAUGGACAGACAGACAAUUGAAACUUCAUGAUAAGUUUUCACAGAAUUAACGCUUGUGUUUUGAAUUGUAUAGUGCCCAAGGUAAGAAGCACAAAGUAUUUAAAAUUAAAUAUUUUGGUUGAUUGUGCCGUCUCUUAACAGUAUGCAUUCUCAUACCAGUUCUUCUCUUAUUGCUCUAACAAACUCACACCACUUUAAUUUUUUAUGUCUGCUUCAAUAUGUUGUGGAUUUUAAUUUCAUAUAUGCUGCUUUCGGUCGAGGCAGCAUAGUAAAGCUUGUAUAGCAUUGAUUUUGAAACUAUGAGUUGUGGCUGUCCUGGGGUUUGCUGAUUUCUCAAGACUUAAAAUAUAUCUGUGUCCCGACAGAGCUUUGGCCACUCACUAAGUCAGUAAAAUACUGUAUAGUUGCUUUCAGAAAGUGAAACUCCAGCAAGAAAAACAGUACACAACUUCUGUAACUAUACAGGAAUAUUCCGUAGCUUACUGUAGGUACAGAGAUGCUGUAAUGCUACUUAGGUAAGCCGGACAUGGACCUGCAACACUGGGUACAACUAUGCUCUUCACUGACUUGCAGAGAUGGGAAUUGUCAGACAAAUUAAUGUGUAUUCUGGGGUAUCACAGUAUCAUAAAUUUCAGAACCUCCUGUGAUGUAGUACCUAGGAGCAUACAGACUGGGUGGGUGAGGAAUGGGGGUUGAUUCCCAGCAGGGGCAAGAUAUUUUUAUCUUCUCCAUGAUGUGUAGAGCAGCUCUGGGUCCCAUCCCUCUCUAGUUCGUUCUGGGGCUGUCCCCCUGUGGUGAGAAUUUGACCACUCACCUGCAUGUGUUGAUAAGGUUAGGAAUGUCUAGAACUAUAUCUCCACUCCCCCAUAUGACUAAAAACCAUGGUGCUUAAUGAAGCAUAAGGACGAUUUUGCUUUUUGUAACCUGUUUUUGACAUGUAUUUUAUCCCCAUAAAUUUGUACCUUUCGGAAAAAUACCAUGAAAGUAACUUAAGAUAGGUCAGAGCCACUUCAGAACUGGAGCAGGGAUAUAGUCAGAUGACAGAGAGACUUCUAACAUGUGUCAGUGCUGUGGUGACUGCUAUCAAGGUGAUGUUACCAUUCUGUUCAUGAUGUAUUAUGUAUUAAGGACAAGUUUAUAUAUUAUGUCAAUACAGAAUAUAUCAGUAAAUCAUGAGGAACCUUCUACUUUCUUCACACAAUGCUGGCAUUCCAUGACACUUAGAAUCAGCUAUGACCUUAUUUUACAGACAUCUGACAGUCGUCACAAUGACGGGGACAACUAUGAGGUACACUGCACUACCUGUAAUCGUAUGUUAGCGAACAGGACUGACAUGAGCUGUGAACC
Messenger RNA from Cryptotermes secundus, 20161 nucleotides. RefSeq names its product chondroitin sulfate proteoglycan 4 (gene kon). The transcript has 26 exons. Bases 721 to 7896 code for a protein of 2391 amino acids. NCBI's taxonomy places the organism in Eukaryota, Metazoa, Arthropoda, Insecta, Blattodea, Kalotermitidae. The record is from RefSeq and is a predicted model, not a curated record.